Messenger RNA from Drosophila subpulchrella, 1848 nucleotides. RefSeq names its product serine/threonine-protein kinase pelle (gene pll). The record is from RefSeq and is a predicted model, not a curated record. Lineage: Eukaryota; Metazoa; Arthropoda; Insecta; Diptera; Drosophilidae. The transcript is spliced from 3 exons. The coding region runs from base 198 to 1706 and encodes 502 amino acids. Gene Ontology annotation, biological process: signal transduction; protein phosphorylation. Gene Ontology annotation, molecular function: protein kinase activity; protein binding; ATP binding.
UAGCCGCUCUGUUAACAAGUCGUCUGCCUGUUUUGAUCGCAUCGAGUUGGGAAUUUACCCCAAACCGAUUUUCGUUACGCUGCAACAGGUUCCCAUCCCUCGGCGCUUUCCCCUUUCCAGCAAAUUCGAUUGCAUCCGGAGACGCAGACCGCAUGAAUCAGUCGCAAACAGUUGAACCGCCCACCGUCCAGUGAAAGAUGAGUGGCAACGAGACCGCGGAAGCCGAGGCAUCGGCUCAAAACCAGGUGAAUGGCAGCAGGACCAGGUCGCGAUCCCACUUGGAUAACACAAUGGCCAUCCGUCUGCUGCCGCUGCCGGUGCGUGCCCAGCUGUGUGCCCACCUGGACGCCCUGGAUGUGUGGCAACAGCUGGCCACGGCCGUAAAACUCUAUCCGGAGCAAGUGGAGCAGAUCAGCAGCCAGAAGCAGAGGGGUCGCUCAGCCUCCAAUGAGUUCCUCAACAUUUGGGGCGGCCAGUACAAUCACACGGUUCAAACUUUAUUUGCUUUGUUCAAAAAAUUAAAGCUGCACAAUGCCAUGCGGUUGAUCAAGGACUAUGUCAGCGAGGAUCUGCACAAGUACAUUCCCAGGAGCGUGCCCACCAUCAGUGAGCUUAGGGCUGCACCCGAUUCCAGUGCCAAGGUGGACAAUGGCCCACCAUUUCCAUCCUCCUCGGGCGUCAGCAACUCGAACAACAAUCAAACUAGGACCACGACGGAGGAGAUUCCCAGCCUUGAGUCCUUGGGCAACAUCCACAUCAGCACGGUCCAAAGGGCAGCCGAAUCCCUGCUGAAUAUCGACUACAAGGAGCUUGAGAAGGCCACGAAUGGGUGGUGUACCGAUAAUCGCCUGGGACAGGGCGGUUUUGGAGAUGUAUAUCGCGGGGAGUGGAAGCAACUGGAGGUGGCCAUUAAGGUGAUGAACUACCGCAACUAUCCCAACAUCGACAAGAACCAGGUGGAGCUCCAGCAGAGCUACAACGAACUGAAGUAUCUCAACACCAUUCGACACGACAACAUUCUGGCCCUCUAUGGCUACAGCAUCAAUGGGGUGAAUCCCUGCCUCGUCUAUCAGCUGAUGAAGGGCGGUUCCCUGGAGAAUCGUCUGAGGGCGCACAAGGCCGAAAAUCCACUUCCAGCUCUCACCUGGCAGCAGCGAUUCAGCAUCAGCCACGGAAUAGCCAGAGGAAUUUACUUCCUGCACACGGCGCGAAACACUCCCCUUAUCCAUGGUGACAUCAAGCCGGCCAACAUCCUGCUGGAUCAAUGCCUCCAGCCCAAGAUCGGUGAUUUUGGGCUGGUCCGCGAGGGUCCCAAAUCCGUAGACGCUGUGAUGCUGGUAAAGAAGGUGUUCGGCACCAGGAUCUACCUGCCACCCGAGUUCCGGAACUCCAAGCAGCUUAGCACAGGAGUGGACGUCUACAGCUUUGGUAUUGUGCUGCUGGAAGUUUUUACAGGCCGCCAGGUGACGGACAGACUGCCCAAGAAUGAUCUGCAGAAGGACUUGCUCGAGUACGUGAAGCAUCAUUGGGAGCAGAACAAGAUGGAGGUGCUGGACAAGCAUCUUGCCACACCAAUGGGCGAGGAGCUGGACAUGUGCCUGUGUGCCAUCGGCGCGGGGUUGAACUGCACUGCAUUGGAUCCGCUAAAUCGACCUUCGAUGGAUAAAGUCCUUAACUGUUUUAAGCCAUUCCGCAAUGAUGUUUAAUAACAUAUAAAAACUUAAGUGCCUUGUUAUACACGAACUUAAAAAACUCGAAGCACCAUUUGACCCAUGCUCACAAUAUUUCCCACAUAUGUAUAUGAACUUUGUGAUCUAUCGCAAUAUUAAUAUUAUAUUCCAAAUUUAA